Messenger RNA from Saccostrea cuccullata (small rock oyster), 780 nucleotides. Its product is annotated as melatonin-related receptor-like. Lineage: Eukaryota; Metazoa; Mollusca; Bivalvia; Ostreida; Ostreidae. The transcript is spliced from 3 exons. Gene Ontology annotation, cellular component: plasma membrane. Bases 1 to 780 code for a protein of 259 amino acids. Gene Ontology annotation, biological process: G protein-coupled receptor signaling pathway; phototransduction; cellular response to light stimulus. The record is from RefSeq and is a predicted model, not a curated record. Gene Ontology annotation, molecular function: G protein-coupled photoreceptor activity.
AUGUCCACAUUUAUUAUUUUAACCAUUCCAGGUAAAUUAGAGGGAGAAAGAUUCUUCCAUGCAUAUCCGCGUCUAUGUCCAGCUAUCGCAUACUUGUGCACCAUAUCCUGUAUAAAUUCCCUUGGUUCUAUUACUCUAAUGAGCUUUAGUCGCUUUAUCUUCACCUGUCAUAGCAAAUACUACAAUAAUUUAUUUUCAAAGAGAUCGUGUAUUGUGAUGUGUUUUUCUCUUUAUCUUAUUGGAAUUUUACUAAUCCUAUUAAAUUUGGCAGGGAUUGGGGACCACUCCUUUGAUCGUAAAAGUUUUGAGUGCAUUUGGGACCGAAUGGCCACUUACUAUUACACAGUGAUAUUCUCUAUUGUUCUUGUAUGGAUUCCAGUUAUACUGACGGGAUGCUUUUACUUGUGUAUUUAUCAAAAAUUUCAUAAAAGCAGCAAACAAGUCAUGGACCUAACGUCAUACGACCAGCAACGGAAGUCAAUGUGCUUUGCUCGAACGUUGUUUCUGAUUUACCUAGUUUUCACGACGUGUUGGGUACCAUAUGCACUUAUAAUUGUACUGGACAGGCAAGAUUCCUUUCCUCACGAAGCACAUUUAAUAAUAACGACGUUUGCCCACUUGCAUCCGUCCAUCAAUUGGCUGGUUUACUACAUGACCAACAAAAACUUCAAAUACGCUUUUAAUUCACUUCUGAGAUUAGACAGUUGUAAGAAGAAACACAUUCCAAGGAUUCAGGUGCUACCAGGACCGGAAAGAAAUAUGAACGAUCCUGGGAAGUGA